Molecule: messenger RNA, 564 nt
Organism: Haemonchus placei
Lineage: Eukaryota; Metazoa; Nematoda; Chromadorea; Rhabditida; Trichostrongylidae
Source: the annotation of a GenBank genome assembly
AUCACUCUUCUAUCGUCAUUGCUGCCAUCCGGCUCAUUUUCCUAUCCACAGCAGCCGCAGUCUGCCUCGACAGACACCGAAGUGAAAUCGACGACACCGCUGGCGAUCCUUUCGUCAGCGGAAGAAGUCAUUUGUGAUUGCCGUAAAAGUGUUGUGAUUUCUGAAGCUAACGACGACGACGACGAGGACGUCCUGCCACCUCCAGAAGAACACUAUUCUGAGCAGCCGUUGGAGGAGGAAACAGACGGGAAGGUGCGUCAUUUCCUUUUAGUCAUCGAUCUGUGUUACGAGGACAAACAGAUGCGUCAUUUCAUCUACACCCCCGUCUUUAUGGCAUAUUUUUCAUCUUGGGUUUCGAAGGAAAUUUUAAAUUUGCAUUUUUUUCUAAAUUCCAGGUCUAUUGACGUCCUCACCUCAUUCAUCUUUUUCCGUACCCAUUAUUACUUAACUUUCUUUUUAUUCGAUUUUUUUUUGCAUUCUUGCACCAUCGCAUGGCUUUACUUCACCUUGGCCCUAUCUGUUUAUCAACCUCGAUUUUUAGAGGUAUUUAAAGGAUAUUUUUGA